CCUAUACAAAGGUCAUACAAACCAGCAGCAACAACAGCGGCAAUUACAUUCCACUGGAGAAACAUAAGGAUCAAGCUGUGCCUUCAAUAGCAAUAAAUCAGACGAUUUGACCAAUUUUCUCACAUCUCUUUCAAACAUGCCACCUAAAAUGAGCUUCAAGCCUAGUUUUUCAGGCUCUGCACGAUCUCGCAAGAAAGUUGUAGUACCAGCUGAAGGCGAGGGCUCUGAUAACGAUGCACAAAUGGCCGAUGACAACUCAAUAAGUCCCACAGAUGAAGGUGGGAUUAUUGAGGAUGAAAUGCAGUUACAGGAGCGCUUGGAAGAAGAGCGCCUUCUGAAAAGGAAAUCGACCAAUGAUGAAAAUCACACUGUCCUACCCAGCGUCAGUACUAUUGUUACACCUCAUAAAGACUUGAGCGAAAGUGAGCAGAAAAAAGAAAGAGUUAAUUCAGUGAUUGAGCAACCAAGGAUGGACGAAUUAUCGCUCCAUGAUGAAUCUUCACCACCCACCUUUGAAAGUGCGUCGAUGGAUGUUGAUGGUGACAACUAUGAUCAGGAUACAGAUGCGACAAUGGAUACUGGAAGCAACAAGCUACCAGACUUUGCAGAUGAAGGAGAUGAACUCGUUAAAGAAAUACCUGUUUAUCUCUCGCAACGGCUAGCCAAGUAUCUUUAUUUGUUUCAGUAUCCAGUACGGGCUGCAGCUUUUACAUAUACUCGAGAAUCAAGCCCUAGCAAGGCUAGGAUUAAACCUAUUUCACAGUUGAUUGAGCUGGAAAUACCUCUGGACACCAAUGCGAGCCAGUACAACCGGGAAAGAGGAGAGGAACUAGCCUUGGGCAUGAAUGACAAGGCUCUCAGGACGGCAUUAGAUGAAGAGCCUGAUGAUGAUGAAGACAAGGAGUUAUUAGAUAAACAGACGUUAGUCUCUUCACUCAUCCCUAAUGCUACUAACUACCUCGCAGGUGUUCUGAGAAACGAUGAGAUGCAUUUAACGCCAUUCCAUGGCGCAGUACAGCUCCGCCCUAGCUUUAAAUACCUGGAUAAAAUUGAUGAGAAACAUAAGCAAGCCAACAAGAAAGUCAGUGAUGAGGAGAAUAAGGAGCUGCUAGCAAAGCAGAAGGUGGAACAGGAUCAGAAAGCGAAAGCUUUGCAGGUUCAGGUACGAAGUGCGACAGAUUCAGAGGCACGGAAGGCCAGUGGACCUAAUAAAGCACGUCUUGCAGAUGAAGAAAGCUGGACCAAACUGGACUACUUUGAUAUUGAAUCUUUAGAGUCAGAAAUCAUCUACGAUCGAAUGUUUGCAAGUCAUGUCGAUGACCUAGAGUGUGCGACAAGUGUGAACGAAUAUCUUGAUAUGGUUUCGUCUGCUAAUUCGCUUCGUAAUGUGAAGAUCGAGACUAUUGGAUAGUUUAUCAAGCAUGGGUUGAAAAUAAAGUUAAUUUUUACAUGAUGAUGUCAGUUAAGGGU
Lobosporangium transversale is the source of this 1470-nucleotide messenger RNA. RefSeq names its product Sin-like protein conserved region-domain-containing protein. Gene Ontology annotation, biological process: DNA-templated transcription. The coding region runs from base 137 to 1411 and encodes 424 amino acids. The record is from RefSeq and is a predicted model, not a curated record. Gene Ontology annotation, cellular component: RNA polymerase III complex; nucleus. Lineage: Eukaryota; Fungi; Mortierellomycota; Mortierellomycetes; Mortierellales; Mortierellaceae. The transcript has 4 exons.